CCCCCAGAGAGAGGCGACCCACAGAUCCAGAAGCAGCAAAAAAAAGAGAAAAAAAUCAGAGAAAAAAAAAUGAGGAGCCCGAGGAGCCGUGCGCUAGAGCGCGACGCCGGCGGCGUCGCCGUCGAGCACGUCGAGCUCAUCCCGGGGAUGCCCGACGACGUCGCCGUCGACUGCCUGGCGCGCGUCCCGCACGGGGCUCACCGGGCGAUGCGGCGCGUGUGCCGCGGGUGGAGGAGCGCGGCGGCGACGCCCGCGUUCGCCAUGGCGCGCGCCGAGGCGGGCGCCAACGAGGAUUUGGUUUACCUGCUCCAGUUCGCGAACCCCGCGGCGGCCGCGGCGGCCGCGGAGGAGGCGAAGGAGGACGGCGACGCGCCGGCGAACUCCCCGGCGUACGGGGUGGCGGUGUACAACGUGACGACGGGGGAGUGGAGGCGGGAGAAGGCGGCGCCGCCGGUGCCCAUGUUCGCGCAGUGCGCCGCGGUGGGGACGCGCCUGGCGGUGCUCGGCGGGUGGGACCCCGAGACGUUCGAGCCCGUGGCGGACGUCCACGUGCUCGACGCCUCCACCGGCGUGUGGCGGAGCGCGCCGCCGAUGCGGUCGGCGAGGUCCUUCUUCGCGUGCGCGGAGGCCGGCGGGAGGAUCUACGUGGCGGGCGGGCACGACAAGCACAAGAACGCGCUCAAGACGGCGGAGGCGUACGACGCCGUGGCGGACGCGUGGGACCCGCUCCCGGACAUGUCGGAGGAGCGGGACGAGUGCGACGGGAUGGCGACCGUCGCCGGCGACAGGUUCCUCGCCGUGAGCGGGUACCGCACGGCGAGGCAGGGCGGGUUCGAGCGCGACGCCGAGUGGUUCGACCCGGCGGCGCGCGCGUGGCGCCGCCUCGACCGCGUCCGCGCCCCUCCCUCCGCCGCCCACGUCGUGGUCCGCGGCCGCGUCUGGUGCAUCGAGGGCGCCGCCGUGAUGGAGUGGCUCGGCUCGCGCGGCGGGUGGCGCGAGGUCGGCCCCUCCCCCCCGGGCCUCAAGGCCGGCACCGCCCGCGCCGUCUGCGUCGGCGGCGGCGAGCGCGUCGUCGUCACCGGCGCCAUCGAGGACUCCGACGGCGGGUCCGGCCGCCACGCCCUCUGGGUGUUCGACGUAAAGACCAAGAACUGGACCGUGGUUCGCCCACCUCCAGAGUUCGCCGGAUUCGCCUUCUCCGUCGCCGCCGUCCGCAUCUGAUCCGAUCCGAUCCGCCAUUGACGACGAACCCCGCCAAGAUCCAAGAUCUCGAUCUGGAUCCAGCUGCUCCGCCUCAAGGAGAUCUCUACUACACACAACCAAAUACUACUCUACUCUACUAGAACAGUAGUAUGUGCACAAGAAAAGAAUCACAAGGAGAAGAGAAGGAGAGGAAGCUAGUGGUGAGUUUGUGAAGCUCCUCUCCUCUCUCUAUCUCUCCCCAAUCUGUUGUUGUUGUGAGGAUGAUGAUGAUGAUGAGUGUGGUGUUUUUGUCCAAGAAAACCAUGGAGGAAUCAAGGGGAUGAUCUUGGAUCUCCUCCUCAUCCUCCAUCGUUCAACCAUGGUUAUGGUUAUGAGUAGCAAUAAUCCAAUCCAUUGUACAUAUUAUGACCAGCCGUUUGAGGUGCAGAUUGCAGAGUCCAUCUUUUGUCUCAAAAUGAAA
Messenger RNA from Oryza sativa Japonica Group (Japanese rice), 1663 nucleotides. RefSeq names its product F-box/kelch-repeat protein At2g44130. NCBI's taxonomy places the organism in Eukaryota, Viridiplantae, Streptophyta, Magnoliopsida, Poales, Poaceae. Gene Ontology annotation, cellular component: cytosol. Gene Ontology annotation, molecular function: protein binding. The record is from RefSeq and is a predicted model, not a curated record. Gene Ontology annotation, biological process: negative regulation of cytokinin-activated signaling pathway; regulation of phenylpropanoid metabolic process.